AUGUUCGCCCGAACCGCCGCCGCCCGCUUCCCAACCCAGGCCAUCGCUCGCCGCGGCUUCUCUACCACCCGCCAGCAGCUCGGAUCACCAUACCACUACCCAGAAGGUCCACGAAGCAACAUUCCAUUCAACCCACUCACGCGAUUCUUUUACCUGAGAUACUGGGGCUUCAUGCUCGUUGGUUUCUCUGCGCCAUUUGGCAUUGCAGUCUGGCAAACAAUGAAGAACCAAUAG
Messenger RNA from Fulvia fulva, 234 nucleotides. Its product is annotated as Cytochrome c oxidase subunit 8, mitochondrial. Gene Ontology annotation, biological process: mitochondrial electron transport, cytochrome c to oxygen. The coding region runs from base 1 to 234 and encodes 77 amino acids. NCBI's taxonomy places the organism in Eukaryota, Fungi, Ascomycota, Dothideomycetes, Mycosphaerellales, Mycosphaerellaceae. The record is from RefSeq and is a predicted model, not a curated record. The transcript has 3 exons.